AUGUCCAACAGCAGCUCCAUCACCCAGUUUCUCCUCCUGGCAUUUGCAGACACGCGGGAGCUGCAGCUCUUGCACUUCUGGCUCUUCCUGGGCAUCUAUCUGGCUGCCCUUCUGGGCAACGGCCUCAUCAUCGCCACCAUAGCCUGUGACCACCGCCUCCACACCCCCAUGUACUUCUUCCUCUUCAACCUCUCCCUCCUCGACCUGGGAUCCAUCUCCUCCACUCUCCCCAAGUCCAUGGCCAAUUCCCUCUGGGACACGAGGGCCAUCUCCUACUUGGGAUGUGCUGCACAAGUCUUUUUCUUUCUCUUCUUGAUUGUAGGGGAGUAUUUUCUUCUCACUGUCAUGGCCUAUGACCGCUACGUUGCCAUCUGCAAACCCCUGCACUAUGGGACCCUGCUGGGCAGAAGAGCUUGUGUCCACAUGGCAGCAGCUGCCUGGGGCAGUGGGUUUGUCAAUGCUCUGCUGCACACUGCCAACACAUUUUCACUACCCCUCUGCCAAGGCAAUGCUGUGGACCAGUUCUUCUGCGAACUGCCCCAGAUCCUCAAGCUCUCCUGCUCAGACUCCUACCUCAGGAAGGCUGGGCUUCUUGUGUUGGCUUUUUCUUUAUCUUCAGGGUGUUUUGUUUUCAUUGUGCUGUCCUAUGUGCAGAUCUUUAGGGCUGUGCUGAGGAUCCCCUCUGGGCAGGGACGGCUCAAAGCCUUUUCCAUGUGCAUCCCUCACCUGGCCGUGGUCUCCCUGUUUAUCAGCACUUCCAUGUUUGCCUACCUGAAGCCUCCAUCCUCCAUGGAGGAGUCCCCAUCUCUGGACCUACUGGUGGCAUUUUUGUAUUCGGUGCUGCCUCCAGCAGUGAACCCCAUCAUCUACAGCAUGAGGAACAAGGAGCUCAAGGGUGCACUGAAGAAGCUGAUUCAAUCAUUUGUCUUUCAACAGCGAUAA
Messenger RNA from Egretta garzetta (little egret), 942 nucleotides. RefSeq names its product olfactory receptor 14C36. The record is from RefSeq and is a predicted model, not a curated record. Gene Ontology annotation, molecular function: olfactory receptor activity; G protein-coupled receptor activity. Gene Ontology annotation, cellular component: membrane. Bases 1 to 942 code for a protein of 313 amino acids. NCBI's taxonomy places the organism in Eukaryota, Metazoa, Chordata, Aves, Pelecaniformes, Ardeidae. The transcript has a single exon. Gene Ontology annotation, biological process: G protein-coupled receptor signaling pathway.